UCCAUUACUACGUGCAGUUUUGAUAUCGUAUAAACUUGUUGAUGUUGAGUUGGCAGUUUGGCUCCAGUCUGAAUUACUUCAGCGGGUCUGUCGGUUUCUUUUCAGACCUGACUUCACCUGCGCUGUGUGUGUUUCUGCAUAAGCGUGUGGACAGAGUUGAAAGCCUCCAGUUUGCUGGUGGUCUCGUUGUGUGCUUGUGUGUGUUCGCCACGCAGCGGUGCAGCACCUCACCUCAGUCCUCACCAGCCUGCCAGCAAACACACCUCGGCUCAACUCUGAGGUGUUAGAGCUGUUUUUAUUUUUUGAUUUCCAUCAGACGUGCUGGAGGGACGGAUGCGGUCUUUGUCAUGACUCUGAGGAGAGUAAACGUGCUCAUCCUUGUGCUGCUGGCUGUAGCCUUCCUGAUCAUAGUUCAACGAAAUCUCCUGAACCUCAGUGAGUUUUUACACAAGGAAGUCCCAGAUGCGGGGAUGAUUCUUCCCUUUGAAUCUGAGUUGUCUCCAGACCUCAGAUCAGAGACGGUGAGGAAAGGAGAGGAGAUCCCUGUUCUCAUCACUGCUACCGAGGAAAGACUCGGUGCUGUGGUCGCUGCCAUGAACAGCGUCUACCAGAACAGUAAAGCCAAUGUCGUCUUCACCAUAGUGACCCUGAAUGACACAGUGGGUCACCUAAAACUGUGGCUCAGCAAGACAAAGCUAAAAAAUGUAAAACAUAAAAUAGUUAUUUUUAAGCCUGAGUUGCUCAAAGGGAAGAUAUCUGAAGAUCCACAGACAUUGGAGGCUGCAAAACCGUUGACUUUUGCCAGGUUUUAUCUACCUGUAUACAUACCUGAGGCAGAGAAAGCGAUCUAUUUGGAUGACGAUGUCAUUGUACAAGGGGACAUUCAGGAACUAUAUGAAACCAACCUCAAACCAGGACACGCCGCUGCCUUUUCAGAGGACUGUGAUUCAGCCUCUUCUAAGGGCAUUGUUCGAGGAGCUGGAAAUCAGAAUAACUAUAUGGGUUACCUGGACUUCAAGAAGGAGGAUAUUAAGAAGCUGGGGAUGAGGGCCAACACAUGUUCCUUCAACCCCGGGGUCAUCGUCGCCAACCUGACUGAGUGGAGGAACCAGAACAUCACACGGCAGCUGGAGCACUGGAUGGAACUUAACAAACAGAAUGACCUGUACAGUAAGACACUGGCAGAGAGCAUCGUCACGCCCCCACUCCUCAUUGUUUUCUACAAACGCCACUCCAACAUCGACCCCAUGUGGCACAUCAGGCACCUCGGCACUACAGGAGCUCAAAACCGCUACUCCCCACAGUUUGUGAAAGCUGCCAAACUCCUCCACUGGAAUGGACACUAUAAGCCUUGGAGCAGAACAUCAGCCUUUACUGACGUGUGGGAUAAGUGGUUCAUUGCGGACCCCACAGGAAAAUUUCAACCAGUGCGAAGACACACAGGAGACAACUAGAUUGAAAAAUUUUGUUUCAGGAACUUUUGACCAACCAAGUCCCAGCAGGACCACUCUUUGUGAUAUCUCAGGAACUAAGUAAGGCCUUUUAACUUCCCACAGCCCUGUACUUUACUAGUUUUGUCAUCCUCCGAACAUGUAGACCUGUGCACUCAUUCCCUUAAACAGACAGAAUUUAACUUUUCGUAAUACCCACUGCAUUUUACUAUGGCUUAGAGCACACACGCAUUUUCUUAUCUCAAAAGCUGCUUUGAGAUCGCUUUGACACACUUUUUCAAAAUGUUUUAUAAACUAUUGAAACUAUUUUUACUAAGGAGGCAGACAUUUGUGAAUAUGACCUUCUUAACAGACACGUAUGCAUCAAUUCCAGUCAGUGGUAAACUUGUGACUAUGUGCCAAGACAGCCAUUUACAACUUAGGCCUGUUUACAUGCAGCUUCAUACGGGCUAACUUGCAUUACUAAAGCAGUUUAUACACUUACCUCAGCUUUAAUGGUGUAGCACAGCUGGCCCUACAGUUUAACUUGUACAAACACAUUCCCCUACAGAGUGUAAAUUGUAAUCAUUUUAGCCAUGUCUUUACCUCAGUUCAGUACUUCCUGUGGAAAAGUAACGAUUUUCUUUAUUCCUGAUUGCACAUAGGUUUAUUGAUUUUAGAUACCUGUUUUGACCUUAAUUGUGGUCUAUUACAUAUUAAAGGCUUACUUCAGCAUUUUCUGUUAUAUCUGAUUUGAACUCUUGACAUUUGCCAUGAAUGAACACUAAUGCAGUACUCCACUGCCUCUCUGAACUGUUAAAGUUUGUUUUUUAAUGACUUUAUAUUCAGACCACUAAACUAACUGCACCACUGCAGAAAUUGAAGAACAUGUUUGCAUAAAAUUCGUUCGUGUUUCAGCCCCUUCCCCACGUUGAGAAACGUUUUCACCUUGCUGGUGUAAAUAUGUCAUCUUUUGUAAAGUACAUAAAAUAAAAACAUUUUUACCAUUUAAA
This is a messenger RNA of Larimichthys crocea (large yellow croaker), 2443 nucleotides long. RefSeq names its product glycosyltransferase 8 domain containing 1 (gene glt8d1). NCBI's taxonomy places the organism in Eukaryota, Metazoa, Chordata, Actinopteri, Sciaenidae. Gene Ontology annotation, molecular function: glycosyltransferase activity. The transcript is spliced from 9 exons. Bases 348 to 1454 code for a protein of 368 amino acids. The record is from RefSeq and is a predicted model, not a curated record. Gene Ontology annotation, cellular component: Golgi apparatus.